This is a messenger RNA of Daucus carota subsp. sativus, 1857 nucleotides long. RefSeq names its product nudix hydrolase 14, chloroplastic. The transcript is spliced from 8 exons. Bases 56 to 973 code for a protein of 305 amino acids. Gene Ontology annotation, molecular function: ADP-ribose pyrophosphatase activity; ADP-glucose pyrophosphatase activity. Lineage: Eukaryota; Viridiplantae; Streptophyta; Magnoliopsida; Apiales; Apiaceae. The record is from RefSeq and is a predicted model, not a curated record. Gene Ontology annotation, biological process: ribose phosphate metabolic process; nucleoside phosphate metabolic process.
UUCACGGGCUAUAAGCUACUAUUCAUAUAAUACACGUUUCCGUACGUAAUCGGCCAUGACGACGGCGCUCAAUUCCGCAGUGUUCCAUCUGAGAUUACUAUCAUCUUCCCCAAUUUCAAUUUACAGUAAGUGCAACUUUAGGGCUUUUUGUUCCAAAAUGUCUUCCGAGUCAUCUCCAAAACUCACUCACUCCAUUAGCUUGCCCACUCGCUCCGGCGAACCCGUUCAAGUUAUCGCCGCUCCCGGACUCUCCGAGUCUGAUUUUAGGAAUGCUAUUGACUCCUCUUUGUUUCACCAGUGGCUUAAAAAUAUCCAGACAGACUCUGGGUUACUGGUAAAUGGGCAGAUGUCCUUGAAACAAGUACUUAUACAGGGAGUGGAUAUGUUUGGCAAGCGUGUGGGCUUUCUCAAAUUCAAAGCAGAUAUUGUCGACAAGGAAACAGGGAGUAAGGUUCCAGGUAUUGUGUUUGCUCGAGGGCCAGCUGUAGCAGUGCUAAUCCUUUUGGACUCGGAAGGCAAGACAUAUGCUGUGCUCACAGAGCAGGUUAGGGUUCCUGUUGGAAAACUUAUACUGGAGUUACCAGCUGGAAUGUUGGAUGAUGAUAAUGGUGAUGUUGUUGGGACAGCUGUUCGGGAGGUUGAGGAGGAGACAGGGAUACAGUUGAAUCUGGAAGACAUGGUUGACCUUACUGCCUUUCUGGAUCCAUCAACUGGUUGCGCAGUUUUUCCUUCCCCGGGUGGGUGCGACGAAGAAAUUAGUUUGUUUCUGUAUAGAGGAAAUGUAAGUAAAGAGACUAUCACACAGCUCCAAGGAAAAGAGACGGGGCUUCGGGAACAUGGUGAGUUGAUCAAGGUGCAUGUCAUCCCGUAUGAAAAACUGUGGCGCAGUACAGCUGAUGCGAAAGCUCUCAUGGCGAUUGCCCUUUAUGAGAUGAGCAAGAAAGAAGGGCUGCUGCCUCCACAAAGAAGCUGACCUUGUUCUCUCUUUGCAUUACUAUAAAGGAGGUAAUUAAUGACUAUAAAGGAAAUAUUGGAGAUCAACACUUUUCUUCCUCAAAAGGAGUUUAUAAGUGAGUUUUGGCAAAGAAUAAACGACAUGUAAUCAGGGCAUUUUUUUCAAUACGAGAGAAAAAUGGUUUGUAGACCGCUAGUCAUUUAUUUUUAACAAUCACAAAUUUGAAUUAAAACGAUAUUUUAAAUGACUUCAGUUUUGAAAAAUGACUCAAUUUAUUACAUGCAAUACUUGUCUUGUGUGGGUAUUCACCUAAGGUAUAGCUUUCUUGUCACUUGUCAGUAUGUUGAUCGAGUUUAAUCGCACGAGCGCGCAUGCGUAACUUCAGUCAUAACGUGCCACGUCACUGAGCUCUGUACAUAUAUAUUCGCAUAUCUUCGAUUAGUAACAAAAAAAAAAAAGAAAAGGAAAAAUGACAUAUAUCCAUUUGCGUGCUUCUCAGUAUUUAGAUAUUGUACGUGAACCAGUGUUGUAAAAAGCGGGAAUCAGAAUUAAUUGGUGAAGUCUUGAAAUAAGAAUCAAUUAAAGAUUGAUUGGAUUUGAUUAGAGAUUAAUCGGAUUGAUCGGAAAUUAGUUGGAGAUUUAAUCAGUUCGGCGAGUUACGGAACAUGGAUUAAUCACCUACUUUUAGAACAUAGACGUGAACUAUCGUCCAGAUUUCGAUAAUUGGACGUAUUGGAUUAUGGGGUUGGGUUGUCUCACCUGAUCUGAUCAAUCUGAACCCACUCCGGGUCUGCUUAUUGAUAUGUUCCACAAAACUCUACUUGAAUCCAUUUGAUUUUUUUGUAGAUCAUGCUCAAAAUAACAUAUAUUUUUUUAGCACAAUUUUUUCAGGUCGAAACAUA